AUGUCAGAAGAAGAAGAAGAAGAAUACUUUAAUAUUAAUGCUGAGCGUCAACCAAUAUUCUCUAAUAUUGAAGAUAGAUAGCAACACAAACAAUAGAACAAAUAGGUUUUGUUAAAUUUAGGCGUUUUUGCUCUUCUUACUGCUAUUUCUUCAUUGAUUUUUAUGGGAUGGUUAUCCAAAAAAUCAAGAGAGGAUUAAAAACCAAAUAUCUUGCCAUUCCAUAAUCCUAAUGAUCGCUCUUAGCUUUUAUGUCCACUUAAUACAUCAUUUGACACUAGUUAAUUUAAUUGUUAGCCAUGUUCACUAAAUUGUGAAUAUUGUUAUCACGAAUAUAAUUAGAGAUGUGUUUAAUGUGUACAUCCAUAUAAAUUAAAAUCAAAUUAUUGUGUAGAAGAUUGUGUAUCCAUGGAUAAUGUUUGCAUAAAUACUACAUCAGAAUUACUUAAUUUAUAUAAUUAUUCAAUAGUAGAUUUAGGUACAGAAUUAAGAGUAAAUCAAUUGUUUUAAGUUGAAAUUCACACUCAUCUUUUUGAAAAUGUAUAUGUCAUAUUCCCACCACUUGGUUAAUCCUUUAAUUUUUUUUAUGACCACAUAAAAUUACCUGAACUGGCUUAAUAAUUAAAUGCUACACUUUUUGUGUUUUCAACUCCAUAUACUGAAGUUUUAUAAUUAUAAGAAAUUUCAGAUUCAAUGGAAGAAGAGGAAUUUAGAUAUGUUGAAAGGAUUCAUGAAUUUAUAAUUCCAUAUCUAUCCUAAAAUACAAAGACAAUCAACAUUAUAGGUUUAGGAGAGAUGUUGUUCUUUGCACAUCGUUUAUCAACACAUAUGUAUAUUAAAAUUUGUAUUAAUAUAUUUAGAGUUAAAAAAUUACCUGAAUCAAUUGAAGCCAAUAUAACAGUGAUUUUAAUGCAAACUUUGUAAAUGCCCCUAUUUGAAACCCCUAAUUUAAGUCUAUUAAAGUUAUAGCAUUUGUUAGCAUAUAUUGAUUAGGGUUGGGACAUAUCACAUAAAGAAAAUAAAAGCAAUCUUAUAGCAAAUAAUGAAGAUGAUCUUUCUUAAUAAAUUUAAUAGUUUCUGUUGCAUACUAGCUUCAACAAUUUAGUGAAUCCAUCUUACAAUAUGAAAAUUAAUGUAGUGAUUAUUUCUGAAAGAGGAUGCAACGAUAUUUAAAGUUUAUAUUAAGACGGUUUUAAUGCCAAGAAUUUUUAGUAGAUAUUUUUAGAUGAUGAUCACUUGGCAACAUAAUUUGCAAAACUGAUAAGUUUGCAAUGA
This is a messenger RNA of Paramecium sonneborni, 1272 nucleotides long. The record is from the annotation of a GenBank genome assembly. NCBI's taxonomy places the organism in Eukaryota, Ciliophora, Oligohymenophorea, Peniculida, Parameciidae.